UCUACAUGCAGGUUUUGACCGACUUUGGUUUUCAUGACAAUGGAAUUUUUCCUCCCCAGGAUGGAAAGUAAGAACCUCUUCCUAAGCCUAUUGCUCUGCUACAGUUUGCUCAGAGCUGCCAAUGCUUAUAUGGUAAUUGAAGAGAAGAUAGAAUGCAACGUGUCAAGGAGCAACAAAAUGAAUCUCCAAGACCUCCCACCCAUCUCGAUAGUAGAUUUAACCAGAAGAUCCCAGAAAGUCAAUUUAGAGGACAAGAAAUCUUCCAAGAAAAAAGCUGAACUGAAGAUAUCUCCAAAACCAAGGCCCAUACCAGCUGCUGACUGUGUGCCAAACUUCAAAACCUGCAAACCACACUUGAAUUCAUGUUGUAACUACUGUGCUGUGUGCAAAUGUCACAUUUUUCAGACCAUCUGCCGAUGUCUAAUUUUAAACCCAAAGUGCUAAGCCAAACUGGGAAC
Molecule: messenger RNA, 458 nt
Organism: Fulmarus glacialis (Northern fulmar)
Lineage: Eukaryota; Metazoa; Chordata; Aves; Procellariiformes; Procellariidae
Gene: ASIP
Product: agouti signaling protein
Biological process (GO): positive regulation of melanin biosynthetic process; hormone-mediated signaling pathway; melanosome organization
Cellular component (GO): extracellular region
Molecular function (GO): neuropeptide hormone activity; melanocortin receptor binding
Source: RefSeq, a predicted model, not a curated record